Arachis ipaensis is the source of this 1636-nucleotide messenger RNA. Its product is annotated as protein PIN-LIKES 7. The record is from RefSeq and is a predicted model, not a curated record. NCBI's taxonomy places the organism in Eukaryota, Viridiplantae, Streptophyta, Magnoliopsida, Fabales, Fabaceae. Gene Ontology annotation, biological process: endoplasmic reticulum to cytosol auxin transport. Gene Ontology annotation, cellular component: membrane.
UUCUGAGUUAUGUCUCCAUUUGUUGUUAUUAGAAUGAUCCUUCCACUAUUCUCUCUUUGCCUUAGUGUUUUUCUUCUUACCCAUCUUCACUUCAUUCUACUAUAAAAAAGAAAAGAGUCAGAUUCAUAUUGCAAUUGAUGGCCAUCAUGAAUCACCAUAAUCUAAUUAAUUAGUCAUAAGAACUGAAGAAUAUAUAUAUAUUGAUUGGGACCAAAGAAAAGGAAGAGAAGGGAGAAAAUGGGGUUCUUGGAUCUGUUGGUGGUGGCUUCAAUGCCAGUUAUUCAGGUUCUACUAAUCAGUGGAUUAGGAGCACUCAUGGCAACUCAGUAUUUUGAUAAUCUUCUUUCUCCAAACUUCAGGAAAUCAUUGAAUAAGGUUGUGUUCCUUGUGUUCACUCCUUCACUUGUGUUUUCAAGUUUUGCCAAGAGUGUUACACUUGAAGAUAUGAUAUCAUGGUGGUUUAUGCCUGUUAAUGUUGGACUUACAUUCUUAAUUGGAGGCAUCAUAGGAUGGAUACUUGUGAAAUUACUCAAGCCUAAUCUCAAAGUAGAAGGCCUUAUUAUUGCUGCAUGUUCAUCAGGAAAUAUGGGAAACCUUCCUCUUGUGAUUGUACCUGCUAUCUGUAACGAGAGUGGAGGUCCAUUUGGUGAAAAGGAAAUUUGUCACAACAAUGCACUCUCUUAUGCAUCUUUCUCUAUGGCGCUUGGUGGCAUAUUCAUAUGGACCUAUACUUAUAGGACCAUAAGAAGCAGAGCAAUGAAAUUCAAGGCACUUGAGGCUGCUGAUCUUAUCAUAAAGGUACCCAACAAUGGUCUUGAUUCCAAUGCAGAAACUGCUCUUCUCAAGGGACACAACAAUGAGAAUGUAGCCGUAGAAGUGCCGCCGCCGCUGUCCGAUUAUGUUGGAGACUUUGAAAAUCAAAAUGUUGUAGACCAUGAUCAUACUAGUGUGAAAGGAAAAGAAUCAUUUUGGCAUAAAAUGACAGAAUUUCUGAGUGAACUUGUGGCAGAACUAAUGUCACCCCCAGCAAUAGCUACAUUCGUUGGUUUCAUCUUUGGUGCUGUUACAUGGCUAAGGAACUUAAUAAUAGGAGACAAUGCUCCAUUUAGGGUGAUCCAAGAUUCUCUUCAAUUAUUGGGGAAUGGGACAAUUCCUUGCAUCACUCUUUUGCUUGGUAGUAACCUCACUCAAGGGUUUAAAUCAACAAGUGUGAAGCCAUUGACCUUGUUCUGCAUCAUCAUUGCUAGACUUUUCUUGCUUCCUGUUAUUGGUUUGUUCAUCGUCAAGGCGGCAGCGAAUUUCGGCUUCCUCCCGGUGGAUCCUUUGUUUCAGUACAUCCUAGUGAUGCAGUAUGCCAUGCCACCAGCAAUGAAUAUCAGUACCAUGGCUCAGUUGUUUGAUGUAGGAAACGAAGAGUGUUCAGUUAUCCUACUGUGGACAUAUGGUGCUGCAGCCAUAGCACUCACAGCUUGGUCAACAUUUCUCUUGUGGGUCUUGGCUUAAUUGGUCAAAUGAAAGAACAAGAAAUGUUAUCAAGAUUCUUUUCAGUGCAAUUUUGGCAUUCUUUGGAGGAGUAGCCAUUUCAAUUGUGUAGCUUAUGUAUAAUUCUUUUAAUUCUACUCAUGUCUUUUUAGGU